Staurois parvus is the source of this 341-nucleotide messenger RNA. NCBI's taxonomy places the organism in Eukaryota, Metazoa, Chordata, Amphibia, Anura, Ranidae. The record is from the annotation of a GenBank genome assembly.
UCUUGCUGCUGCCCAGGUCCAGAGUGUGUCAUGGGUCCCUGUACGGCCUCCCAUUGCUGCUGUCUCCAUCGCCACACUCUGCCAUGUGCCACUUUCAGGUCUCCUCACACUGCUGGUGGGUUCCAUUUUGUCAUAGGGUGCUGGCAGAUUACGGGCCUCCCAUUGCUGCUGCCAGGCCCGUAAUCUGCCAUGGGCCCCCGUACCGACUCCUCAUGCUGCUGCCAGGUCCAGAGUGUGUCAUGGGUCCCUGUACGGCCUCCCAUUGCUGCUGUCUCCAUCGCCACACUCUGCCAUGUGCCACUUUCAGGUCUCCUCACACUGCUGGUGGGUUCCAUUUUGUC